CAGGGAGGCGCGGCGCCGCUUUGUAUCGCCCGUAUAAAUCGUCCGGACUUGCAGCGCUGCGCGUAUAAGGCUCGUUUCUUGCAUAAGCUGCGCACGCCAGCAUUUCAUCGUAAGCACAAGCGCGAGCACACUGCACGCUGCAGGAUGGUCAAAAUACUCGUCUGCGGCGACGUCGAGGGACGCUACGCGGAAACUUUUAAACGCGUGGCGAAGCUCGACAAGAAGGCGGGCCCGUUCGACGCUUUAUUUUGCGUCGGCGCGUUCUAUGGAGCUGACAAGACUGUCCCCGCGGCGCCGAUCCCCACCUAUAUAUUAGAUGGAGAGGCUGGAGAAGUAGCGGAGAACGUCACGGCGCUAGGGAGUUGCGGCGCGACGACCAUUGAGGAAAGGAAGGGCGGCGCCGGCGCAAAACACCUGAGCGUAGCGUUCGUAGCAGACGAAGGCAGUGUAAAGCCGCUGGAGGACGCCUGCGCGACGGCGGGCUUCAUGGGCGUCGACGUAUUACUGUCGUGCGAGUGGCCGCGCGGCGUCGAUGUCGGUGUUCCUGACGCCGAGGUAGAAAAACUAGCUGAAUGUGGUGUGCGAAUAAACGCCGCAGGCACCGACAGAAUCGCGGAGUGCGCGAAGAUGACGCGACCGAGGUACCACUUCGCGGGGACCAGGAACGCGUUCUGGGUGCGAGCACCUUAUAGACAUGCACCGAAGCCACCGUCCACGAGGAAGACCCACGUCUGCCGGUUUGUUGCUCUGGGCAAGGCGGCCUUAUCCAAAGAUCCUCAAAGAAAAUGGAUCCACGCCGUAGAUAUUGAUCCGGUCCCCUACGCCCCUCUACAAGCUCUGCAGGACGAACCCGUGAACUGUGGCGAUUCGCCCUACUUGUGUUUUCAGUCGUCCGAGCGGCCCGUCGAGAAACUCGCCAAAAGACCCGUCGAAGAUACCGAUAGAGGCGCCUUCCGCUGGGCUUCCGUGGGCGGUGCCCAGCCGAAGCGCCGGAAAGUCGACGAGGACUCGUCCACCACACUAUUUGUGGGCGGCCUGCCUCGAAAUUGUGAUGAUAGCCAACUGGAAGACGUGGCGCGGAAGGCCGACGCAAAACCUUCAGCAUGUAGGUGCGUCGCGGGCAAAGGCUACGGUUUUUUGGAUUUCGCCUCGAGGCAAGACGCGGAAGCCGCAUUGACAGCACUCCAGAACGCCGACGUCAAGCUCGGCGGCCGCUCAUUAACCUUCGACUGGGGCACUUCUUCGGCAAAACCAAAACAGCAGCACUAUCCCGACGACGCGAGACGGGACUGCUGGUUCUGUCUAGCUUCUCCUGGGUGUGAAACACAUUUAGUGACGGGUGUGGGCGACACGUGCUACACUUGCCUGCCGAAGGGCGGUCUCGUGGAUGCGCAUGCGCUCAUCGUGCCGAUCGCGCACGCGUCCGACCGGGCGUCACUGGAUGAUGCGACGCUCAAUGAAUUGGAAGCGACGUCGGAUAAUCUAGCGAAGUCAUUUCGCGAGAAGCUGAAUAGCCAUGCGGUGGCCUUUGAGCGGGUUGCUGAUACGAAAAAGGGCGUGUACCACAUCCAUAGGAACAUCAUACCCUUACCAAAACGGGGCUCGGGCGACGCUUCUAGGUUAGUGUCCGACUUCAUGGACGCCGCGCAGCGCAUGUCGUUUCGUUUAGUGCCUGUGAACGAUGGCGUCUUCCGACCGGCGGCCUCCGACCGUUUUUUUGUGGUGGACGUCUACUGCGGCGAGACCGGUUCCAAGAAACGGUUCGCGUGCGUGCAGCCCAAGGACACUUCACAAAGGUUCGCGGGGCUGCACUUCGGGCGCGACCUGCUGGCUGCGGCGCUGGGCACGCCCGGUCGCGCCCACUGGAAGGCGUGCGAGGUCGGCCGCUCCGACGAGGAGCGGCUCGUCGCGGCCUUCAAGGCGAAGGUGCUCGGGGAGGGGGGUUCGUAACUCUGGUUGUAUCAA
Molecule: messenger RNA, 1965 nt
Organism: Pelagomonas calceolata
Lineage: Eukaryota; Pelagophyceae; Pelagomonadales; Pelagomonadaceae
Source: the annotation of a GenBank genome assembly